UGUAUUUGUGGACGUUCAGUAUGACCCAAAGAACACCUCAGUGUCAGUCAGUCCCUCUGGUGAAAUAGUGGAGGGCAGUUCAGUGACUCUGACCUGCAGCAGUGAUGCCAACCCACCUGUGCAGCGUUAUAGCUGGUCAUACAAGAAGAAUGGAGGUGACUAUCAGAGGUUUUCCAAUGGAAACACAGAACCACAGCAAGUCUUCAACCAAAUCAAGUCAUCUGCCACUGGAGACUACUACUGUGAGGCCUGGAAUGGGAUGAAGACAGGGAGGUCUGAGUCAAUCAACAUCGAUGUGAAAUAUGGCCCAAAGAACAUCUCAGUGUCAGUCAGUCCCUCUGGUGAAAUAGUGGAGGGCAGUUCAGUGACUCUGACCUGCAGCAGUGAUGCCAACCCACCUGUGGACAAAUACACCUGGUACAAGAAGAACGUAACCUCACCAAAAGCAUCAGGACAGAGUUACAGCAUCACUAACAUCAUCUCUGAGGACAGAGGAGAAUAUUACUGUGAGACUGAGAAUAAAUAUGGACGUCUCACCUCUUCCCCUGUAUUUGUGGACGUUCAGUAUGGCCCAAAGAACACCUCAGUGUCAGUCAGUCCCUCUGGUGAAAUAGUGGAGGGCAGUUCAGUGACUCUGACCUGCAGCAGUGAUGCCAACCCACCUGUGCAGAGUUACACCUGGUACAAGAAGAUUGGCUAUCAGUCUGUCUCCUACGGGAUCACAGGACCACAGCAAGUCUUCAACCAAAUCAAGUCAUCUGACACUGGAGAGUACUACUGUGAGGCCUGGAAUGGGAUGAAGAGAGGGAGGUCUGAGUCAAUCAACAUCGAUGUGAAAUAUGGCCCAAGGAACACUUCAGUGUCAAUCAGUCCCUCUGGUGAAAUAGUGGAGGGCAGUUCAGUGACUCUGACCUGCAGCAGUGAUGCCAACCCACCUGUGCAGAGUUACACCUGGUACAAGAAGAAUGGAGGUGGCAAUCAGAGUAUGAUAGGACCACAGCAUGUCUUCAACCAAAUCAAGUCAUCUGACACUGGAGAGUACUACUGUGAGGCCUGGAAUGGGAUGAAGACAGGGAGGUCUGAGUAUAUCGACAUUGAUGUGAAAUAUGGUCCAAAGAACACCUCAGUGUCAGUCAGUCCCUCUGUUGAAAUAACGGAGGGCAGUCCAGUGACUCUGACCUGCAGCAGUGAUGCCAACCCACCUGUGCAGAUUUACAUCUGGUACAAGACGAAUGGAGCUGAAACCUCAAUGAGACAUUCUGGAUGGAGUUACAGGAUCACUAACAUCAGCCCUGAGGACAGAGGAGAAUACUACUGUCUGGCAGUGAAUGAAGUUGGAUGCAAAAGAUCAAAGCUUGUUCCUCUAAAGGUUUUGUGUAAACCAAAGACCACCUCCGUGUCAGUCAGUCCCUCUGGUGAAAUAGUGGAGGGCAGUUCAGUGACUCUGACCUGCAGCAGUGAUGCCAACCCACCUGUGGACAAAUACACCUGGUACAAGAAGAAUGGAGCUUCACCGAAAGGAUCUGAAAACACCUUCCUCAUCACCAACAUUAACUCUGAGGACAGUGGAGAAUACUACUGUGAGGCUGAGAAUGAAUAUGGAGGUCUCAACUCUUCUACAAUUUCUGUAGAUGUUCAGUAUGGCCCAAAGAACACCUCAGUGUCAGUCAGUCCCUCUGGUGAAAUAGUGGAGGGCAGUUCAGUGACUCUGACCUGCAGCAGUGAUGCCAACCCACCUGUGCAGAAUUACACCUGGUACAAGAAGAAUGUAACCUCACCAGUAUUGUCAGGACAGAAUUACAACAUCACUAACAUCAGCUCUGAGGACAGUGGACAUUACUAUUGUGAGGCCAGGAAUAAAAUAGCAUCUGAGAAUUCCACAGCUCUGAGGAUCAUUGUAGCAGGGAAACAUACCUCAAUUAAGACUGCAGCUGUAGGAAUCAUAAUUGUUGUUCUGGUUCUCAUACUCUGUCUCUCUGGCUUCAUGUGGUUCAGGAAGAAGGCAUCCAAAUCCACCUCUGGCACAAUAGAAACCAGAGACACAGCAGACGAGGGACAGGGAGACUCUACUCUCCUUUAUGACAACAUAGCCAUGCAGCAGAGACAGCAGUCACCGUCGAGUCAGGAUGACGUUCACUACACCAGCGUCCACGUCUCUCCCUCCAAAAACCAGGAAGAGCUUUGUGCUCCAUCGUCCAACUGCCUCAACCCCAGAAACAGGACAGAGAUGUCCAGUACACUGCUGUGAAAUUCA
Molecule: messenger RNA, 2254 nt
Organism: Oncorhynchus tshawytscha (Chinook salmon)
Lineage: Eukaryota; Metazoa; Chordata; Actinopteri; Salmoniformes; Salmonidae
Product: B-cell receptor CD22
Exons: 11
Coding region: 260-2248 (662 amino acids)
Biological process (GO): cell-cell adhesion
Cellular component (GO): membrane
Source: RefSeq, a predicted model, not a curated record